Molecule: messenger RNA, 1542 nt
Organism: Fonsecaea erecta
Lineage: Eukaryota; Fungi; Ascomycota; Eurotiomycetes; Chaetothyriales; Herpotrichiellaceae
Exons: 5
Coding region: 1-1542 (513 amino acids)
Biological process (GO): amino acid transmembrane transport
Cellular component (GO): vacuolar membrane
Molecular function (GO): amino acid transmembrane transporter activity
Source: RefSeq, a predicted model, not a curated record
AUGUCGAGCUACGAAAAGAGGUUUGAGUAUAGAGGCCCAGCCGACCACAUCGUCGAGCCCGAAGGUCUUUCCAGCACCCAGUCAGGAGACCUCGUCGGCGGUGCCCUGGCUGGCUACCAUGAUCGUGACGUCUUUGGCAACGAGGAAGGUGCAGAUAUCAAAUAUAAAACACUGUCAUGGCCUCUUGUCGCCGUUCUUAUGAUUGCCGAGAUCGUCAGCAAUGGCAUGCUCUCUUUGCCAGCAGCGACUGCUGUAGUUGGCAUUGUUCCCGGUGUCGUACUGAUCGUCUUUCUCGGCGUCUUUGCACUGUAUACCUCUCUCGUUCUGAUAGACUUCAAGAUCAACCACCCAGAAGUCCACAAUAUGGGUGACGCUGGUAUGAUUCUAGGAGGCCCCUUGCUGCGUGAACUCCUCUCCGCCGGCACGGUCAUUUUCGCCGUUUUUGCAACAGGGUCACAACUGCUUGCCGGGCAAAUCGCCUUGGGUUUCUUGUCGGACAACAAGCUCUGUCUGAUGUGGUAUACUGGGAUCUUUGCAAUUCCAACCCUCAUCCUCUCUUUUCCUCGAACCCUGGACCAGCUCUCCUGGCUAUGUAUUCCCUCAUGCAUCUGCAUUUUGGUCGCCGGCGUUGUAGGAAUGGGGGCGGCCGGAGGCAAUCCUGCCCCCGAUCGACACGUGGACGUCGCCCACUCCGCGAGUUUUUACAACGCCUUUGUGUCCAUCACGAAUCCCGUGUUCGCGUACGCUGGACACUUUAUGUUUUUCAUCCUGAUCUCGGAGAUGAAGCGGCCCGCCGACGCCAAAAAGGCAGCAUGGGUAUUGCAGGUUUUUGCCACUGCAUUCUAUACUGUCUUCACCGUCGUCAUGUACGUGUAUUUAGGGCCGUCGGUCCAGUCGCCGGCGUUUUCGUCUCUCCCCAGCAAAUGGCGGAAAGCCACGUACGGCAUCGCCCUCCCCAACUUCCUCAUCGCUGGGUCAUUGUACUCCCAUACCGCCGCCAAAUUGUUCUUCAUUCGAUUUUUCCGCAAAUCUCGGCGUCAUCUGCACAAACAUACUAUCAUAGGCUGGAGUACGUGGACUAUCCUCAUCGUCCUGGCCAAUGGGGCUGCGUUUGUUUUGGCUGUGGGUGUGCCUAUAUUCGCGUACCUGGUAAGUAUCGCGGCCAGUUUAUUCGCCAGUUGGUACACGUAUGGCAUCGCGGGGGCAUUUUGGUUGUAUGAUGCCUAUCACGGGAUGGAUAAGGGGAGAGUGAAGGGCGUCUAUGGUAUGAGGGCAUGGACGGGGAGUCCAAUCAAGACAGCCGUUAACGCAGCCACGUUUGCUGCGGGAGCCUUCAUUUGCGUUGCCGGUAUGUGUUUCUCCAUGUUUCAUGAGUUUGUCUUUCCAACGGCAAUUUGGAUGUAUUUGUGGUGCACCAACAUGCGCAAGUUUCUACAGCUCAUGGUUGAUGACUCGAGUCACUUCUUAGGAACGUACGUGUCGAUCAAACUCAUCGUCGACGCGUACAACAGCGGCACAGUUGGGGCCCCUUUCGCCUGCUAA